AUGUCCGGAAUUGAUAGAUUUUUUCAUAUUUGUUAUACGUCUUAUCAUUGUUAUGAAUGUAAGGAGAGAUAUAAAUGUAAACAUAGAUUGAAAGAGUUUACACAAGAAGAAAGAGAGAGGUUACAUAAGGAAAAAAAUAUUCCUUCAUGUAAGUUAUGUGGAGAGGUACAUUUCAGGUGUAAAGGGAAAAAAUGUAAAGAAUGUUGUAAAAGAAAUGCAUGUGAUUCCUAUCCUUGUAAAUCAUGUUUAGAAAGUGGUAUUGAUUGUAAAUAUACGAUUAUACAGAGUAAAAAGGAGUUUAAAAAAUUUAAGAAAUUUGAUUUGACUGCAUAUACUGCACAACUCGAAUAUACCGAAAAAAAGAAAGUUCAUGUUCAAGGAUAUUGUCAGUUUAGUAAGAGAAAGACUAGAAAGAAUAUUGUUGAUAUGUUCAAUGAUAAUACUAUUUGGAUUCCAGAUAAAAAAAUGAGAGGUGAUUCAGUUGAGAAUAGAUUUUACGCGAUGAAAGAAUAUGAUCCGUGUAUCAAACAUAAGAAAAAAGGAUGUAAAUGUCAUCACGGUGACAAUUUAUGUCAAGUUUGUGAUGAUAAAUGCCCGGAAAGAAAAAAAAGUAGAAUUGAAGGUUUAAAGGAUUUGAUUGGACCUUUUAAUUUUGGUAUUUUAAAGUAUCGAAAAGGAGAGAAUAGUAAUAAUACUCAUGACAAAAAUGAAGAAUUUAAUGAAAAUGAUAAUGAAGAAUGUAGUGAAGAGGAAA
Scutellospora calospora is the source of this 754-nucleotide messenger RNA. The record is from the annotation of a GenBank genome assembly. NCBI's taxonomy places the organism in Eukaryota, Fungi, Glomeromycota, Glomeromycetes, Diversisporales, Gigasporaceae.